Messenger RNA from Plenodomus lingam JN3, 1851 nucleotides. NCBI's taxonomy places the organism in Eukaryota, Fungi, Ascomycota, Dothideomycetes, Pleosporales, Leptosphaeriaceae. The record is from RefSeq and is a predicted model, not a curated record.
AUGUCUGACAAGCUCACUCGUAUUGCCAUUGUCAACUCGGACAAGCAUGUUCGCCAUAACAGUGCAAACCCAAGACCAUCUAACCGUGACAAGAAAUGUCGCCAGGAGUGCAAAAAGUCCUGCCCUGUCGUGCGCACCGGCAAACUGUGCAUCGAAGUCGAGCCCUCUUCUAAAAUCGCCUUCAUCUCGGAGCGCCUGUGUAUUGGUUGCGGUAUCUGCCCCAAGAAAUGCCCCUUCGAUGCCAUCAACAUUAUCAACUUGCCCACGAACCUCGAGACCCAAGUCACACAUCGAUACUCGGCCAACAGUUUCAAGUUGCAUAGACUGCCUAUGCCCCGUCCGGGACAGGUACUGGGUCUGGUCGGAACAAACGGUAUUGGAAAGAGUACCGCAUUGAAGAUUCUCAGUGGCAAGUUAAAGCCCAACUUGGGGCGCUUUGACAACCCGCCAGAUUGGGAGGAGAUCCUCAAGUACUUCCGUGGAUCUGAGCUUCAGAACUAUUUCACCAAGGUCCUCGAAGACAACCUGAAGGCUGUCGUGAAGCCUCAGUAUGUCGACCAGAUCCCCAAGGCCAUCAAGGCAACCGAUCGCGCCGUAGGAAAGCUCAUCGAAGCCCGCUCACAAAUGGACAACCUCGACGCCAUGAUCGAUGAGCUCGAGUUGCGCCACAUUUUCGAUCGUGAUGUCGGUCUCCUUUCUGGUGGAGAACUGCAGCGUUUUGCCAUCGCCCUCGUCUGUGUCCAGCAAGCCGAUGUCUACAUGUUCGACGAGCCGUCAUCCUUCCUUGAUGUCAAGCAGCGUCUCGCUGCCGCCCGUAAGAUUCGCAGUCUGCUCCGACCUGACGACUACGUCAUCGUCGUCGAGCACGAUCUGUCUGUGUUGGACUAUUUGUCGGAUUUCAUCUGUGUCCUCUACGGGAAAGCAGCUGUCUAUGGUGUCGUGACAUUGCCAGCCUCUGUCCGUGAGGGUAUCAACAUCUUCCUGGACGGAAACAUCCCUACCGAGAACUUGCGUUUCCGUGAGGAGUCUCUCCAGUUCCGUAUUGCUGAAGCGGGCGAGGAGUAUAUGGUUGAUCAUAACCGAGGCUACACCUACCCAAGCAUGCAGAAGACUCUUGGAGGUUUCCAACUCAAUGUCGAGUCCGGCUCAUUCACUGACUCCGAGAUCAUCGUCAUGAUGGGUGAGAACGGUACUGGAAAGACGACCUUCUGUAAGAUGCUGGCGGGCGCCCUGCAGCCGGAUGGCGACACCAAGGUUCCCAAGAUGAGCAUUAGCAUGAAGCCUCAGACGAUCACACCCAAGUUCCAGGGUACGGUCCGACAGCUCUUCUUCAAGAAGAUCAAGGCUGCUUUCCUGAGCCCGCAGUUCCAGACCGACGUUUACAAGCCCUUGAAGAUGGAUGACUUUGUUGACCAGGAGGUUCAGAACCUGUCUGGUGGUGAAUUGCAGCGUGUCGCCAUUGUCCUCGCUCUUGGUCUUCCAGCCGAUAUCUACCUCAUCGACGAGCCUAGUGCUUAUCUUGACGUCGAGCAACGUAUCGUCGCCUCCCGUGUCAUCAAACGCUUUAUCAUGCAUUCCAAGAAGACUGCAUUCGUUGUGGAGCACGAUUUUAUCAUGGCCACCUAUCUGGCUGACCGUGUCAUUGUCUUUGACGGUCAGCCUGCUGUCAAAUCCCGCGCCAACAAGCCUGAGUCACUUCUCACUGGUUGCAAUACCUUCUUGAAGAAUUUGGACGUCACCUUCCGCCGUGAUCCCAAUUCGUUCCGCCCCCGCAUCAACAAGGAUAAGUCUCAGCUUGACCAAGAACAAAAGCUGAGCGGGAACUACUUCUUCUUGGAGGAUGAAAGUUGA